Molecule: messenger RNA, 1017 nt
Organism: Magnolia sinica
Lineage: Eukaryota; Viridiplantae; Streptophyta; Magnoliopsida; Magnoliales; Magnoliaceae
Product: putative RING-H2 finger protein ATL62
Exons: 3
Coding region: 281-889 (202 amino acids)
Source: RefSeq, a predicted model, not a curated record
AAGCCCAUCCAAACAAUCCGAAGCGGCAGCCAUGAGGGGUGGGCCCCAUCAGAUAGUGACCCUUGAAUGCGAUCCAAACGCAAGCAGACGAGCAGCCUCUUCCGUUGCUCUCCAUCCAUCCCUCAUCUAUCCAUCCAUCCAUCCACAUACCUCCAUCAUUCAUCAGCCAUAGCGUCGGGAUUCGAGCCAAAAGCCGUUUCCGAUUCUUCUAGACAGAUAUAUUCAUGACUGAGUUUCGUGAAAACCGGAAUUCCUCUGGUGGGUAGGUAGGCAGGCAGCCAUGUUCGGUUCGGGGAUGAAUCUGAUCACGACCGUGAUCGGCUUCGGGAUGAGCGUCACGUUCAUCAUCUUCAUCUGCACGAGGCUCAUCUGUGGAAGGAUCCGCUCUGUCGAUUCGAGGGCCGCGACGCCCGCCUUCGAGACAGAGCUGCGAUUUGAGCGAGAGCAUGUGAUCAAUGGCCUCGAACCAGUAGAUGUUGCUGCAUUGCCCACAAUGAAGUUUGACAGAGAGGCUUUCCCUUCAAGAGAAGACGCACAGUGUUCGAUAUGCUUAGGCGAGUACGAAGAUAGAGAAAUAUUGCGAAUUAUGCCGACAUGCGGUCACAAUUUUCAUCUCACAUGCAUAGACACAUGGCUUCAAAAACAAUCGACUUGUCCUGUUUGUCGUUUGUCAUUACAGGAUUCUUUUGAAGACAAACACAUGAUAUCUCCCAUUUCCAACACGACUCUUCAAUCCUUGGAGAGUCCUGAGGUUGCGAGCGACCGCUCUUAUCAGUGGCUACUACCUAACCAAGAGCGAUCAUCGGGCAGUGUAAGUAACCAAGAGCAGCGUGGACCUGUAGCCCAAAACUCCGAAUCUAUACAUGCUAGAGAAGUACAAAUGAGAUAGCGAAAGAGAUUAUAAAACUCUGAACUAGUUUAGGAAGUAGGGUAUGGUCACUGUGGCUUGAUAUAGCAUGAAUACUAUGUAGAUCGUGAUCGCUGAUAGUAGUGAGAAAUCUUUCUUUCUUUCUUUUU